AUAAACACUUGCAUCUUGUUGACAAUCGUUCCCGAUUCGGGUAUAUGCUUCGCAUGAAAUUUACCCUUGAUAAAAAAUGAUUUCUGCACCAAUCGAUCUGUUUCCAUUCUUUGCAAUUAGACAAUGGAGAAACUGCCAUCAAAAGUGCUUUCACCAAGAAAUCGGAAUAUAUCCCAGUCCACCGGCUUGGCAAAGUUCAAACUAUCGCCGAAAAGAGCCCAUCUAGAAAGUACAAAGGACGCAUGUGCGCUUCUGUAUGAGCCUCCCAAAUUGAGCCACCAAUUCAAUGCCGAGUUGGAAAGGAAGGCUUCAUUCCAUAGAGCAAGAAGUGUAUUUGAUGGCUCCCCACUUAGGAAGUGUGGAGAGAAACAAGCAGAAUUCCCCGAUAUACCAGGGCUGCUUAGUACGAGGCCAAAGGCCAAAUCACCAUUUAGACCAAGUUUUACAGUCGAAAGAGCAACUGGCAACACGAUUAAAGAGCAAAAAUCUGUAAAAGAGCCCUCCAGAAAUGAUCUUUUAUUCAAAUACGCCGAAAAGCAAACGAAACUAUUAGAGCUACAGAGACAGAAGGAGGUUCUUGAAUUCGAGAUACUUGAGAUAGAAGCCCAACUUCAGAAGAAUAUAGGCCAGGAUACUUUCGCCAAAGUUCACACUGAGCCAAACACGCUUAAGAAUAAAGUCAGUACGCUUUUCCAAAGUGGGCCAGAUUCUUCUCUGCUAAGGAAAACUGCAUCAACAAUAUUCAGUACAAACACGGAAAUAUCGAAAGAAAGCACUCCUUUCUUCAGCCCAAAGCUUUCAGCACCAAGACAAAACUCACCGGUUGCAUCGCUUAGAAAGACAGCAUCGUCGAUAUUCACGCCCCCAGCAAACUUCAUGCCUAACCACGAGUUGAAAAAAAAAGCAUCUGCGAUGCUCAAUAACAAGUUCAUGAACGAUGUGCGUGAUAAAAUUGAUCAGCAACAAAAUGAGUUUGAAGAGUUUACGAAGAAGGGCACGGAGUUUGCUCGCAAUUUUAUUACCUCGCUAUCUCCAAAGAAGGAGCCUGAGCCUAGAGAGAGUAUCCUUGCAGACUCAUCGUUCUCAGUCGACAACUUGGUUAAUUUGAGCAUCGCAGACAGGUCUGUGCUUCUUAGUGAUGAUGAAUACGAAGGAGAAAACAUUCUAGAUGACUCUGAACAGUCCGCGAUUCAUAUUGACGACUGCGACAGUGAUGACAGCUAUGCAGCCGAUGAGUAUUGAGUAGGACUAUCUUGCUGGGGAGUGUCACGGGCGCUUGGAAGAAAGUGCUAGCCAGAAGUUAUGCUACA
Messenger RNA from Metschnikowia bicuspidata var. bicuspidata NRRL YB-4993, 1310 nucleotides. RefSeq lists its product as uncharacterized. The coding region runs from base 124 to 1242 and encodes 372 amino acids. The record is from RefSeq and is a predicted model, not a curated record. Lineage: Eukaryota; Fungi; Ascomycota; Pichiomycetes; Serinales; Metschnikowiaceae. The transcript has a single exon.